CGAAGAAGAAGAUGAUGAGAAAACCCAUGGCCGUCAUCUGCCACGCACCUGAACCCUUCCUCUUCCUCCUCCUCAAACCCUUCUCUUCCAUUUCCUCCGCCGCCGCCGCUCCUCUUCCCCUCUCCAAUGAACCGCACGAUCUAUCCUCCCAGCUCUUCGCCAUUCUAUCCCGCCCCAAUUGGCAGCGCCACCCUUCCCUUAAACAACUAGCCCCCUCCAUAUCCCCUUCCCAUGUCUCCUCCGUCUUCGCUCCCAACCUCGACCCCCGAACCGCCCUCGCUUUCUUCAACUGGAUAGCUCUUAAACCCGGAUACAAGCACACCGUCCAUUGCCACUCUUCUCUCCUCAACAUUCUCCUCCCCAAUGGGUUUCUCCAGGUCGCAGAAAAGAUCCGAAUUUCCAUGAUUAAGGCUUCCAGUUCCCCUCAAGAUGCCCUUUUCGUGCUCAAGUUUUUGCGGGAGUUGAAUGGUGCCGGAGAGUUCGAGUUCAAGCUCACCCUCAGGUGCUACAAUUUUCUUCUUAUGUCAUUGUCUAAGUUUUCCCUGCUUCAAGAUUUGAAAGCUUUGUAUUUGGAGAUGUUAGACGAUAUGGUUUCUCCAAAUCUGCAUACUUUUAAUACCAUGAUCAAUGCUUACUGUAAAGUGGGUAAUGUGGCUGAGGCAGACUUGUAUGUCAGUAAGAUAGGGCAGGCGGGUUUCCACCCCGAUACAUUUACCUACACUUCUUUGAUACUGGGACAUUGUAGGAAUAAGGAUGUGGAUAAUGGUUACAGGGUUUUUAAGCUAAUGCCGCAAAAGGGUUGUCAAAGAAAUGAAGUUUCCUAUACUAAUUUGAUACAUGGGUUUUGCGAGGCUGAUCAGAUUGAUGAGGCUCUAAAGUUGUUUUCUCAAAUGGGGGAGGAUAAUUGUUUUCCAACUGUGCGGACAUACACAGUUCUUAUUUGCGCCUUGUGUAAAUUGGGAAGGAAAUUAGAAGCAAUGAAUCUGUUCAAAGAGAUGACGGACAAGGGUUGUGAACCAAAUGUUCAUACUUAUACUGUGCUCAUUGAUAGCAUGUGCAAGGAAAAUAAGCUUGACGAGGCAAGAAACUUGCUAAACAAGAUGUUGGAGAAAAGGUUGGUUCCUAAUGUUGUCACUUACAACGCAAUGAUUGAUGGGUACUGCAAGGAGGGAGCAGUUGAGGCUGCACUUGGUAUUUUGGCUUUGAUGGAAUCGAGUAAUUGUUAUCCAAAUGCUCGGACGUACAAUGAAUUGAUUUGUGGGUUUUGUAAAAGGAAAAAUAUACACCAGGCAAUGGCAUUGCUUGGUAAGAUGCUUGAUCGGAAACUCUCACCAAGCCUAUAUACAUACAACUCAUUAAUCCAUGGGCAGUGUAAAAUGGGUCAUUUUGAGAGUGCUUACAGGUUGCUUAAUUUGAUGAAAGAAAGUGGUUUGGUUCCUGACCGAUGGUCUUACAGUUCUCUCCUAGACACUCUCUGUAAGAGGGGCAGACUGGAAGAAGCUCAUGCCCUGUUUGAUUCUCUCAAUGAGAAAGGCAUAAAGUCAAAUGACGUGAUCUUUACUGCUUUGAUUGAUGGUUAUUGCAAGGUUGGGAAAAUCGACGAUGCCCAUUCUUUGUUUGAUAGAAUGCUUGCUGAAGACUGUUUGCCGAACUCAUUCACUUACAAUACCUUGAUAGAUGUGUUGUGCAAAGAAGGAAGACUGAAGGAAGCAUUAUCACUGGUAGAAAAGAUGUUAAGUAUUGGCGUAAAAGCUACAACACAUACUUAUACAAUUCUAAUUAAACAAAUGUUGAAGGAAGGGGACUUUGACCAUGCUCAUAGGCUUUUAAACCAGAUGGUUAGUUCCGGUAAUCAACCUGACCUGUUUACUUACACUACCUUUAUUCAUGCAUAUUGCGGCAUAGGAAAUGUAGAAGAGGCAGAGAAAUUGAUGAUGAAGAUGAAUGAAGAAGGAAUUAUAGCAGAUUCGUUGACUUACACAUUGCUAAUUGAUGGAUAUGGGCGUAUGAGAUUAAUUGAUUGUGCAUUUGAUGUUCUUAAGCGCAUGUUUGAUGCUUGUUGUGACCCUUCGCAUUAUACAUAUUCCUUUCUGCUCAAACAUCUUUCGAAUGAAAAGUUGACGGAGACAAAGAAUAAUAUGGUGGAAAUUGAUUUGAUCCGAAAAGUCUCCUUAAUUGAUAUUAGUGAUGUGUGGAAGACAAUGGAUUUUGACAUUGCUUUAGAGCUCUUUAUAAAAAUGGCUGGACAUGGUUGUGCACCCGGUACCAACACUUAUGAAAAACUUAUAAUAGGUCUUUGCAAAGAGAGGCGCUUGGAAGUAGCCCAGAGGUUAUACAGUCAUAUGAGAGAAAGGAAAAUUUCUCCAAGUGAGAAUAUUUAUAAUUCUCUUCUUACCUGUUGCUGUACAUUGCAAAAGUAUGGAGAGGCAGCAACCUUGGUGGAUGCGAUGGUUGAGGAUGGUUAUUUACCGACACUGGAGUCCUCCACGUUGCUUGUAUGCGGGCUUCUUGAUGAAGAGAAGACUGAGAAGGCAAAAGCAAUUUUUCGUACUUUGCUUCUUUGCGAAUAUAAUUACGAUGAAGUAGCUUGGAAAGUUCUUUUUGAUGGUUUACUUAAGAGGGGUUUUGUCAAUAUAUGCUCUGAGCUCAUAAGCAUCAUGGAGAAGAUGGGUUGCCGGCUUCAUCCUCAGACAUAUUCAAUGUUGAUUGAGGGAAUGGAUGGUCCGUAAAAAUGUUGGUUUCUGGUAUUUAAUUUGUUAUCUGUGAGCACUACUACAAGCGGAAGUGAUUUUAAAACAUUAUAUUCCCAGAGAUCCGUGUAAGCAUUAUGCAUUGUGAAUACUGAGCGUUUACACAAUAAAAUGCUACAAAAGCUCGUUAUUGAUGUCUCAGGAGAAUAUGAUACUGGAUUUGUAGUCUUUGCAGUCUUUAUUUGCGCUGUGAAUAUGCAGUCUCUUCAGCAAGUACAAUAUGUUUCUCUGGGACGAGGACCUUGCCUUUGUUGACUCAAAAUGGCCAAAAUAAAGAAGGGGAUAUUGAAAGAUGUUUGAUGUAUAAAAAAGACGGGGAAAGUUCAAAUCCUUUGCUGCUUGAGUGUCGACUUCACCGUGCUUGGCAAAGAUUGUUUGGGAGAUAAUUGAUUGCUUAUUUUGUACUGGAAGGAUGAGCUCAGCUCUGGGCCCGAUGUUCGAUGUUGACCAAAAAAAGCUUUGGCGCUGAUGUUCGAUGUUGUUCACCCUUCAUUCCAUCCAUCCAUUUGCAUAGGAUGCUGAUCUUGUAUUGCAACGAAGAUCUUGUGCUGUAAAAGGAGUUAUCAGUGUUUGGUUGCUACAUGUAUGUGCCAACUAUAUUAGCAAACCAAAUGCAAGAACGCAAGGUCGGCAGGUGGCCAUUCUUAUACUCAUCGGAAAACAGAAAUCAGUACUGGACGGCUGUGAUUGUGCGUGCAGAUUAUCGGGUGCAGAACCAACCAGCUGAGCUGGGGGAGAUUGGACGGAAGUGCUGGUAUUUACUCGAUCGACAGCCUUGCUGACAUGAUAUAUCUCAAACAGUGUAUAGCAUUUUCUGGUGAUUUCAAACAGCAGAUGGCAAAUAUUUCAAGUCUGAUGAACAAUUAAUUUACGGUUUAUUGUAUCUUGUGUUAAAUUCCCACGUAGCAAUCUCGUUUAAAAUGACUGUUCACUUGAGGACGUAUGAUUGUUGUUUAGGUAAAUUAGGAAUCUUUUGGGAUGUAGAAGAUCUUUUCUUUUAUGCUUGUAUUAUUUGGAGAGCAAGUUAUUCUCUCUUCUUUAAUAAAUAAAGGCACAAGGCUAGACACAUACCUCUUGAAACCUU
Pyrus x bretschneideri (Chinese white pear) is the source of this 3834-nucleotide messenger RNA. Its product is annotated as pentatricopeptide repeat-containing protein At5g65560. Lineage: Eukaryota; Viridiplantae; Streptophyta; Magnoliopsida; Rosales; Rosaceae. The coding region runs from base 12 to 2729 and encodes 905 amino acids. Gene Ontology annotation, molecular function: protein binding. The record is from RefSeq and is a predicted model, not a curated record. The transcript is spliced from 3 exons.